AUGGCCCGCUCCCCCGAGGUGCCGGGCGGCUUCGCCGCGGAGUCGCAGCGGGGUUUCGGGGGAGAUGCCAAGCCCUGCCUCGACACCCCGGCGGUCCUCAGUGCCGCUUAUCAGGGUCUGAGCAUCCCCCUCAUCCUGACCCCCGAGCCCUCGGUGCCGGUCACUGGGGGAUGUCCCUGCAGCCCUGGCCUCCAGUCCCCCAUCCCUGGGGAGAGGAUUCUCCAUGCCAAAACCCCUCAGGUGGAGUUUUCCCAAGUCCUGGACCGCGUCCAAGGGAACAUGUCUCCUUGGGAUGAGCUGAGAUCCCUGGCCUUGCUGAACUUCUUUCACCCCGAGGAGAAGCUGCACGUCGGAGAAGAAGGGAGACGCGUCCGUCGGAAUAAAAGGAGUAAAGGCAGCGAAGGGCCCGAUGGUCCAAGUUCAGUGAAAAACAAGAAAAAGGGUAAAAAGGCUGGUCCUCCAGGGCCCAAUGGUCCCCAGGGGCCACCAGGGCCUCCUGGGCCACAGGGUCCCCCCGGCAUUCCCGGCAUCCCCGGGAUUCCAGGCACAACUGUCAUGGGACCACCCGGCCCCCCUGGCCCACCUGGCCCUCAGGGACCUCCUGGAGUGCAGGGCCCCUCAGGUGCCACAGACAAAGCCAGCUCCAGAGACAUUCAGCCAGCUGUGGUCCAUCUCCAAGGCCAAGGCUCAGCAAUCCAAGUGAAGAAUGGUGGAGUCCUCAAUGACUGGUCUCGCAUCACUCUGAACCCCAAGGUGUUUAAGCUGCAUGCCCGCAGUGGGGAGCUGGAGGUACUGGUGGACGGCACAUACUUCAUCUAUAGUCAGGUAGAAGUGUACUACAUCAACUUCACCGAUUUCGCCAGCUACGAGGUGGUGGUGGACGAGAAGCCCUUUCUGCAGUGCACUCGGAGCAUCGAGACCGGCAAGACCAACUUCAACACGUGCUACACGGCCGGCGUCUGCCUGCUCAAGGCCAGGCAGAAGAUUGCUGUGAAGAUGGUCCACGCUGACAUCUCCAUCAACAUGAGCAAGCACACGACUUUCUUUGGGGCCAUCCGCCUGGGAGAUGCACCUGCAUCCUAGAGAGGAACUUGGCGUGGCCAAGGACACCCACGGAAGUGCCCAGUGCUGCUGUUCAUAAAGCGUAUCAGUAUUUCAGGGGUUCUGUAAUCCGGCCAUAAAGGAAACUGAUCCAGAGCUAUUUAUUCCUAUAUGUGAAUGCAGGAAGCACAAUCGUCCUCUGUGACUGGCGGGGAGACUCGGAUCAAACCAAAAAAAGCUGGUGGGGAGAGCGUUGUGAGGAGGGAAAGGCUGUUGGGUGUGCCUUGUCUCAGUAUUUCAAGUAUUACUGCACUGAUACUCUGCUCUGUGACCUUCACGCGAGGCUUGGUGGGAGAGCUGGGGGCUCUGCUCGGAUGUUGCACUGGCAGGAGCGUCCCAGGGAGCGGGAGGACACGGACUCCUGUCCCAAAAUCCCAGCCAGGAGGGGGGUUCUGGCUUCCUGCCUUCCCAGGGGGGGCUGGGGGGCGAGGGGAGCUGGGUGAGACAGGGUCAGUGGUGUUUACAUUCAUCCUCAGGAGGAGGAGGAGGAGGAGGAGGAGGAGGAGGAGGAGGAAAAGUGCCUUGACCUAGAGCUUGGAAGCAAAAGCAGGAAGUGCGAGAGGAAGAGGAGUAACUAGAGCAGGCUUAGCAGAUAGGAAACUGCCUCCACAUUCCAGAAACCACCAAAUCCCAAAGAAAACGCCGAUUCCCGGGUCCAGGCCUCUGCUCCUUUCAGCUCCUGCCCUUACCCCAGAGGUAACCUUGCCCCAGCGGGGGCUGCCUUCAAGUACUGCUGCUGUUACAGCAAGUUGAGUUGGGUUGGGGGUAUUUUGUUUUUUUGGGGGUUUUUUUGUUUUGUUUUGUUUUUUGUUUUUUUUUUUU
Messenger RNA from Ficedula albicollis (Collared flycatcher), 1923 nucleotides. It is a transcript of the gene EDA, whose product is annotated as ectodysplasin A. Gene Ontology annotation, molecular function: death receptor binding; death receptor agonist activity; tumor necrosis factor receptor binding. Gene Ontology annotation, biological process: immune response; animal organ development. Gene Ontology annotation, cellular component: membrane. The transcript is spliced from 10 exons. Lineage: Eukaryota; Metazoa; Chordata; Aves; Passeriformes; Muscicapidae. The coding region runs from base 1 to 1083 and encodes 360 amino acids. The record is from RefSeq and is a predicted model, not a curated record.